This is a messenger RNA of Scaptodrosophila lebanonensis, 3027 nucleotides long. RefSeq names its product ATP-binding cassette sub-family F member 1. Gene Ontology annotation, molecular function: ATP binding; ATP hydrolysis activity. The transcript has 3 exons. The coding region runs from base 122 to 2890 and encodes 922 amino acids. NCBI's taxonomy places the organism in Eukaryota, Metazoa, Arthropoda, Insecta, Diptera, Drosophilidae. The record is from RefSeq and is a predicted model, not a curated record.
GGCAGUUCUUCCUCUUCCUGACACAACUCCAAUUGGCAUAUUUGCCAGCUGUGCACGUGAAAGUGGCAGCCGAAACCCAGCAGUCGCCGCCUAUACAUACAGGAAUUUCGUCAGCUUAGCCAUGUCGAAGGCCAAGGGCAAAAAGAAAGAGCGUUUUGAUGACGAUGACGAAGUCUCAGUUCCAGAGAAGGCGAGUGAAAAGAAGCAUGCGGCAAAGAAGGGAAAGAAAGGAAAACGUGGCGGCGGCGAUUCCAGUGAUGAUGAGUCCUUACCCAGCAACAAAAUUGUGAACCCUAGUAAUGAUGCUGAUGACCUCGAAAGUGUCAGAUCUGGACAAAGUAAAUCCCAACAGGCACAAAAAUCAACAAAGAAGGGUAAAAAGGGUAAGAAGAAACAUGGCGAUGAUAGUGACGACGAUGAUGAGGAUUUCGCGGUAAAACCAGCGAAAGGCAAGCACCACAAUUCAAGUGAUGUUGAAGAUGAUGUUCCAAAGCCAGCUGUUCCUGCCAAAAAGCAAGCCAAGAAGGGUAAAAAGGGCAAAAAGAAUGAGGACUGGAGCGACAAUGAUGUGCAGGAUUCGGCUGACGAAGUAGCGGCCGUACUUCCAGUCGCCAAGAAACAACAAAACAAGAAGAGUAAAAAGAACAAAAAGAAAGCAUUCGAUUUUAGUGAUGAUGAUGAUGACGACAAUAAGGACAUUUUGGCGGCUGCGCCAACGACCGAGGAAGACGACGAUGAUGAAUUGGAAGCCGCUCCAAGUAUAGCAAAGCCUGCAAGUAAGAAAUCGAAGAAAAAACAGCAGCAAAAGAACAAAUUUGCAAUGAGCGAUGGGGAGGAAGAAGAUGAAAUUGAAGAAGACGAAAUUGUUGAGGACGAGCCGCAACAGGUGGUUAAAAGCCUGCCUACGCCCAAUAAUGAAGUGCAAGCCUUGACUGAAAAGGUAGAAGCUGUGGCACUAGAAGCGCAGGAAAAGGAACCAGAGCUGGAACCAGAAGCAGAACCCGAACCAACAUCCAAAUCUAACGAUUCAUCAGAAGCUGCAGUUGCGGAGGCAAAAGAAAAGAAACUCACGCAUAAGGAGAAAAAGAAGCAGAAGAAACAACAAGAGUAUGAGCGUCAAAUGGAAUUAAUGACCAAAAAGGGUGGUGCUGGUCAUUCCGACCUGGACAGCAACUUCACCAUGUCUCAGGUGCAAAAAAGCGCAGGCCAGCAGGCUGCGCUGGAGCAUGCCGUCGACAUCAAAAUCGAGAACUUUACAAUAUCGGCCAAAGGCAACGACCUCUUCGUGAAUGCGAAUCUUCUAAUUGCACACGGCCGACGCUACGGCCUGGUGGGGCCUAAUGGCCAUGGAAAAACGACACUGCUGCGUCACAUAGCCACGCGUGCCUUUGCCAUACCUCCAAAUAUAGAUGUGCUGCUUUGUGAGCAGGAGGUAGUGGCUACUGACAAGACAGCCAUCGAUACCAUCUUAGAAGCGGAUGUGAAGCGCAACGAGCUGCUAAAGAAGAGUAAGGAACUGGAGGAUAAGUUCGCCGCUGGCGAUAUGAGUGUGCAGGAGGAGUUGAACGAUGCCUUUGCCGAGCUGAAGGCGAUUGGCGCGUAUUCGGCGGAGGCACGUGCCCGUCGUAUCCUGGCCGGUCUCGGUUUUAGCAAGGAGAUGCAGGAUCGACCCACGAACAAGUUCUCUGGUGGCUGGCGUAUGCGCGUCUCUCUUGCACGCGCUCUCUAUUUGGAACCCACGUUACUAAUGCUGGACGAGCCCACAAAUCAUUUGGACCUGAACGCUGUCAUUUGGUUGGAUAAUUAUUUGCAGGGGUGGAAGAAAACCCUUCUCAUUGUGUCCCACGACCAGAGCUUUUUGGACAACGUAUGCAACGAGAUCAUCCAUCUGGACCAGAAGAAACUGCAAUACUACAAGGGCAACUAUUCGAUGUUUAAGAAGAUGUACGUGCAGAAGCGGCGCGAGAUGAUUAAGGAGUAUGAGAAGCAAGAGAAAAGAAUCCGAGAACUCAAAGCCCACGGACAAUCGAAGAAGGCGGCCGAGAAAAAACAAAAGGAGACCCUCACGCGCAAACAGGAGAAGAACAAGUCCAAGCAACAGAAACUGGACGAAGACGACGGGCCGCAGGAGUUGCUCGAACGGCCGAAGGAGUACAUUGUCAAGUUUCGCUUCCCCGAGCCCUCGCAGCUGCAGCCACCAAUUUUGGGUCUGCACAACGUCACCUUUGCCUUCGAAGGCCAGAAGCCGCUGUUCAUCAAGGCCGAUUUUGGCAUUGAUCUGACGAGUCGCGUAGCCAUUGUUGGACCCAACGGUGUUGGCAAAUCCACUUUCCUCAAACUGCUUCUGGGCGAACUUCAACCGCAGCAGGGUGAGCAACGGAAGAACCAUCGUCUCCAUGUGGGUCGCUUCGAUCAGCAUUCAGGCGAGCAUUUGACCGCUGAGGAGUCAGCAGCAGAGUAUCUGCAGCGUCUCUUCAAUUUACCUCAUGAAAAGGCGCGCAAAGCACUCGGCUCCUUUGGUCUAGUCAGCCACGCGCAUACCAUCAAGAUGAAGGAUCUCUCUGGUGGGCAAAAAGCGCGCGUAGCACUUGCCGAGCUCUGCCUUAGUGCGCCCGAUGUUCUUAUUUUAGAUGAACCGACAAAUAACUUGGACAUCGAGUCCAUUGAUGCAUUGGCCGAGGCCAUAAACGAGUACGAGGGUGGUGUCAUCAUUGUGUCCCACGACGAGCGAUUAAUACGCGAGACCGGCUGCACCCUGUAUGUCAUUGAGGACCAGACGAUCAAUGAAAUCGAUGGCGAAUUCGACGAUUACCGUAAGGAGGUGCUGGAUUCAUUGGGCGAGGUGGUUAACAAUCCCAGCGUCGUUGCCAAUGCAGCGGUGCUACAAUAGGCUGACGCUGUCCGUUUCGUUAACUGUUUGUUGUGUUUCAUGACAUGCUGGCAAAUUGUUUAACUCCUUUCCCCUCUCCUAGUUAACAUUUUAUUUGUAUACACACGCCCACUCAAAAUUAAAGGCUUAUGUUUGAA